CGAGCCAUCCAAACAACCCCAAAGUUUUAGUCCAUUUGUUUCUCUGCAACUUCAAAGCCCAAAACCCUUAUGCCUCACUCCCGCCUAGUCUUGCUCUCUGCUUCAUUUGCAGCUGAGUGAAGACGGAGCUCCGGGUGAUCAUAACUCAAUUAAAAGUGGCUUUGGACAUACUUUGGAGGACUGCGGGCUCCUUAGUUGAAGUUAUUCUAAGUCAAGUAUGGAAGUCGAUGUAGGGAUAAUAAAACCCAUUCCUGUUCCUCUGUCUCAGUCCAAAAGAAGAAAAAUUUCUAUGGGUAGUGCAGACACUGCUCUUUCAUGGCAGUUGUUGCCUGAAGUUGAAAAUUCUUUACCAACAGUACGAUCUUCUGAUUACUAUACAAAACCUUGCUUAAGCGAGUUGGCUAUUCGAGAGUUUAUGAAUCCUGGUUAUUGCAGCAGAGUCCAAGAUUUUGUUGUUGGAAGGGUUGGAUAUGGACAUGUAAAGUUUACUGGGGAGACAGACGUUAGAUGCUUGGAUUUGGAGAGUAUCGUCAAGUUCAAUAGAUGUGAAGUUGUCGUAUAUGAAGAUGACAGUUCCAAGCCCUUAGUUGGCCAGGGUCUUAACAAGCCAGCUGAAGUCACCUUACUACUUAAGGCAAAAUCCUUGAAUAAUUUGACUGAGGAUCACUUGAGAGAAAUUGUGGGUAAGUUGAAGUGCAAGACAGAGAGUCAAGGGGCAGAAUUUCUUUCAUUUGAUCCAAUUCAAGGUGAAUGGAAAUUUUUGGUGCAGCAUUUUAGCAGAUUUGGCCUGGGUGAAGAAGAUGAAGAGGAUAUUCCGAUGGAUGACGUGUCUGCGGAAGUUCAAGAGCCUGCAGGCAUGAAUUGUAGUGAGGCAUCAGAUGUUGAUGAAGAAACUGUUUCAGUGAAUGGGACUCUACUUUCACAUUCUCUUCCUGCUCAUCUUGGUCUUGAUCCUGUGAGGAUGAAAGAUUUGAGGAUGUUGUUGUUUUCUGCCAAGGAAGAUGAGGUAGAGGAUCUCAGCGGCAUGCUUUCACAUGACAGUCCACCUUUUGCCAAAGAAUCUUCUAAAUCUCCAUUACAUCAUUCCUCUAGAAAGACAGUUCGCAAGAUGAAUACCCCUCAUAUUCGCAAGACUCCAUUAGCUUUGAUAGAAUAUCAUCCUGGAAGUUUCAGCUCUAACUCCCCUGGAGCCAUUUUGAUGGCUCAACAAAAUAAAGGUUUGCAUCUAACAGCUCCAAAAUCUGAAGGGUUUCUGCUGGACCUUAAGGACAAAACACCACUAACUGGAAGUCAUUCACGUAAUAUAGUUGAUGCAGCAUUGUUCAUGGGUAGAUCUUUUCGAGUAGGAUGGGGCCCGAACGGUAUGCUUGUUCAUUCUGGAAUGCCUGUUGGUAGUGCUGAUUCUGGAAUUGUAUUAUCCUCUGUGAUCAAUGUUGAAAAGGUGGCGAUUGACAAAGUGACAAGAGAUGAAAGCAAUAAAGUUAGGGCGGAACUCACUGAUUUAUGUUUCAGCUCUCCCCUCAAUCUUCACAAGGAUUUAGAUCAUGAAACAAAAAAACUUGAACUGGGAACCUUUGGAUUGAAGCUUCAAAAGCUUGUCUGUAAUCGCCUGACUCUUCCUGAUAUUUGUCGGAGAUACAUAGACAUCAUUGAGAGGCAACUAGAGGUACCUACUUUGUCACCUGCUUCUCGUAUUUUGUUGAUGCACCAAGUACUGGUUUGGGAAUUAAUUAAGGUUCUCUUUUCCUCGAGGAAAAUGGGUGGGCAAGUGAAGCCUGUGGAAGAUGAGGAGGAGGAUAUGAUACCAGAUGGGAGGGAAAGUUGUCCAGAUGUUGACCAGGAAGCACUUCCACUUAUUAGGCGAGCAGAAUUCAGUUAUUGGCUGCAAGAGAGUGUUUACCAUCGUGUGCAAGAGGAAGUUAGUUCACUAGAUGAGUCAAGUGAUUUAGAACAUAUAUUGUUGCUUCUCACUGGUCGGCAGCUGGAUGCUGCUGUGGAACUAGCUGCUUCUAGAGGGGAUGUAAGACUAUCUUGUCUUUUGAGUGAGGCUGGUGGAUCCCCAGCAAAUCGUGCUGAUAUCGCUCAUCAGCUUGAUCUUUGGAGGAAAGAUGGACUGGAUUUUAGUUUUAUUGAGGAGGAUAGGGUCAGGCUUCUUGAAUUACUUGCUGGCAACAUUCAUAGAGCCUUACAGGGUGUAAAAAUUGACUGGAAGAGGUUCUUAGGACUGUUAAUGUGGUAUCAGCUUCCACCUGACAUUUCAUUGCCUGUUGUCUUUAACACCUAUCAGAAGCUUCUUAAUGAGGGAAAUGCUCCAUAUCCCGUUCCAGUUUACAUUGAUGAAGGGCCAAUAGAAGAUGCGAGCAAUUGGGUUGUUAACAAUCAUUUUGACCUUGCUUAUUAUCUUAUGCUUCUCCAUGCCAGACAAGAAAAUGACUUUGGAGCUUUGAAGACCAUGUUCAGUGCCUUUGCCUCAACAAAUGAUCCACUUGACUAUCACAUGAUAUGGCAUCAGCGUGCAGUUUUAGAGGCCAUUGGCACUUUCAGUUCUAAUGAUCUUCAUGUUUUGGACAUGGCAUUUGUUUCGCAGUUGCUCUGUCUUGGGCAAUGUCAUUGGGCCAUCUAUGUGGUGCUUCAUAUGCCACAUCGUGAAGAUUAUCCUUAUCUGCAAACUGCUGUUAUAAGGGAAAUCCUCUUCCAAUAUUGUGAAGUUUGGAGUACUCAGGAAUCACAAUGGGAGUUCAUUGAAAAUCUAGGCAUUCCUUCGGCAUGGUUGCAUGAAGCUUUGGCAAUAUAUUUCAGUUACAUUGGUGACCUCUCAAAAGCUUUGGAUCACUUUCUUGAAUGUGGAAACUGGCAGAGAGCCCACUCGAUAUUCAUGAUUUCAGUUGCUCAUUCUCUGUUUUUGUCAGGAAAACAUUCAGAGAUAUGGAGGCUUGCAACUUCAAUGGAGGACUAUAAGUCAGAAAUUGAAGAUUGGGACCUUGGUGCGGGAAUUUAUAUUUCAUUUUAUUUAUUAAGAAGUUCCAUGCAGGAAGACAGCAACACCAUGACUGAACUGGACACUCUUGAGAACAAAAAUGAUGCUUGUUCAGACUUUAUUGGUUGCCUAAACAAGUCUUUGGCAGUUUGGAGCAGCAAAUUAUCAGUUGAUGCAAGAGUCGUGUACUCAAAGAUGGCAGAAGAGAUCUGUAGUCUGCUUCUUUCCGACAGCGGUGAAGGUUCAACAGGCGAGGCUCAGCUAAACUGCUUUGACACUGUUUUCCGUGGGCCUAUGCCCGAGGACCUCCGGUCAUACCAUUUGCAGGAUGCUGUCUCACUUUUUACAUGUUAUCUUUCAGAGAUAGCACAGUAAUCCAUUUUCCCACACACGCCUUCUUCUGAUAGAGUUUUGUAAUUGCGGAAUGCUGUUAUAUGGAUCUGAACUGCGGCGUAUGUUUUUUUGGUGCUCACAUUCGAGUAUCUUGGAUAUUUCAUUGUUUUGCAGAAUUUUUCUUCUUGAUGGAUUUGAGAUAGAAAGUUGAGUGCC
Molecule: messenger RNA, 3526 nt
Organism: Sesamum indicum (sesame)
Lineage: Eukaryota; Viridiplantae; Streptophyta; Magnoliopsida; Lamiales; Pedaliaceae
Gene: SAR3
Product: SUPPRESSOR OF AUXIN RESISTANCE 3
Biological process (GO): nucleocytoplasmic transport
Cellular component (GO): nuclear pore
Molecular function (GO): structural constituent of nuclear pore
Source: RefSeq, a predicted model, not a curated record